CCUCCCGAAAUCGGAGGUCUCAAGGUUGGCAAGUGUGGCCUAAAAUGUGUUUUUUUUUAUAUUCCGUCAGCUGAGAAGUGCAGUCAUGGCAGCUUACUGAUUAUUCAUGACUAUCCAUGUUGCCCCUGUUUAUGAUACAGUUCUAUCCGGAGUGGCCCCUCACCUGAUUUGCUCCGCUCCUGCGUCGGGCGCUACGUGCGCGCUCAUAGGUCGGAUCCAGAAGGCUCGAGGAGGAGGAGGAGGAGGAGGAUCAGACUGCAAGGAGGGGGAGAGAGAGAGAGGUCCAGCUGCAAACAAAAAAAAAAUAAAAAAAAAUCAGCAGCACCGUGACAAUGGCAACAUCAAGCAUCUCCUAAACGGCAACCGGGGGGAGAAAAAAAGAAGAAGGGGCGUGAGUGUGAAUCUGCUCGGCCGCCCUGCCAGCGCCUCUUGGUGGGAAUACGAAGCAAGCUGGUCCGCGGUAUGGAGCGGCGCCCGAGACCACAGUCGCCGCGUCUCCAUCACUGAGAGGCGCGUCCACCUGCUAACUGCAGGCCCGGCCAGGCUGGAGGAAAACACACGCACGCAACAACAAUAAUAACAACAACAACAAGCAAGGGGAACGAGCAGAGCCGGCUCGGCUGCAGGGUGGAGGACAUGCGGCGGGGACGCCUUUGCAUUUGGCAGGAAACGAGACGCACAUUCUCCCAUUCCGUCCGAAGCCCUUGCGGAGGAUCCGUUUGCGACGCGGGGGGAAAGACGCAGUUUUUUUGGGGGCGCACACGCUCAUCAGGAGUGAAUCACUCAUCGGGACUUAAUCCUGUAUUUUCUUCAAUCCCAAAUCCACCCCUCUCAAAACCUCUUAGUGAGUUUGGACGGCAGCUGCUCUCACCGUGGACUGGGAAGGCCAUGCUUUUAGUGGCGGCCGGCUCCUUUGAUUCUGCGCACACAGGAAGCCGGGCCGGAUUCCACGGCUUUCAUCAUGCUUUAAGCAGCGUUUAAGAAAGGUGGGAGAGUCAAAAUGAUGCGUAGGAGGACGAGCAGCCUUGAGCCGUAUUGAUGGACGUGUUACCAGACAGCGGUCUCACACUCAGCGUGAAGACUUCCCAAACAGAUGAUGCAAUCGCAGUGGAGGAGCCAGGGGUAUGUGAGCAGAGCGGUGAUCUGAGUCUACACAGACUUGUUGAUGCUGCUCUCUCUCCAUCCUUACCUCAACCUGCUGCCGAGUCAUCCCAGCGGGUGUGCCCACCGCACCAGAGCAGCACACCCGCAUCCCCAGCUCUCUGCUUCCCCCUCCCACUUGGCACCGAUCCCUCUCUCAGUCUCACCGCAGCUCCUUCCCAUGAGGUUCCAAACGUAGUCCCCCUUUUUCACGACAUGUCCAGUCCCGCAUCACUUCCCAACCCGGCUGGAAGCUCCUGGGGCCCGGCGGGAGACACCCAGAAGAGCAUUCGGUUGCCUGCUGUCACCUCUCUGUCGAUGACAAUGAUGGAGCCUGACAACGUUUCUACUCUGGCGGAGGAGUGUCUCCUUCAGCCGACACGCACCUGCCUUGGUUGCUUUAUUGAGACCCGCGAUGCCACUUCAGUACAAAACCCACCGCACGAGCCUAGCACAAGCCCUAACUCAGAAAAUGGACUUAGUGUACGGAUAGGGGACGUGAACCGAGAGGACUUCUCUGACAUCAACAAUAUCAGCAUUCAGUGCCUGAGCCAUGCGGGGGAGGCGGUGAGUCACUACGGAGAACAGCUCCUCUCUGACCAGCUACUUAGCUUCCCCCUGCCCAAAGCCCCCGAUGAGGGCAAGAGAGCUGAAGGAAACAAAGCAACAAAUGACUGUGAUGACCCCGAGGACGAUGCAACAACUAAGAACUUAUAUGAAGGACUGUUAUUGGACAAAGUGAGUGGGGAAGAGGUACUGCUGGCGAAUGCCAGCCAGGACUGGGGCUACUUUGAAUCCUUCAUCAGCGAGAGCAAGAUGGAACUGCUGGACCUAUGUUCGAAAAACGAGCUGUCGGUCAACCUCUUCUCAGAAGAAGAUGUUGAUAAUUUAUUUGAUGACGAGGACGACGACUCGACUUUAAGCAGCGACGUUUGUUCGCUGAAGAUUCGGUAUGAGUCGUUUCAGGACAACAUGAGGGAAAAAACAAAUGUGCUUCAGGAGGAGACACAGUUAAAUUUCUUCCCCAGUGUCCUGGCCAACUCUGCCAAGAAAGAAGAAGGAGUAGGAGUCUUGAGGAGAAGCGUUGAGGAGCUUCAGCCCAAAAUCGAUGAGCUCGUCCUCGAAACAGGACAGGAGGAAACGCCAGGGGACUGCAACGGUCAGAGCCCCCUUGACGGCUCCCAAUGCUCACCCAUGUCACCUCCUAAAAUCAACUAUGUAAUCGAUUUUAAUUCCACGGAGGAAUCAGGGGAAUUCAGUGAUGACAGCUCCUGUACUGGCUCCUCCUCAGACACUGUGCAAGAGGGCAAAUAUAAGAAGGGGCACUCCAAAAGAUUCUUCAGCCCCUCCAAUCCACUUAACUACGGCUUGCGCUCUAAGAGAAAGGUCCGAUACAGUGAUGAUUAUUUAUAUGAUGUGGAUUCACUUGAAAGUGAGAAGAAUGCAGAGAAAAAAGACAAAACCCCAUUAGGUCAGAAAGAGGAGGAAGAUGUAGACUGGUGCCCCAAAAAAAGAAGGAAAUCAUGUCGUAAAGACCCACCCGUGGUCAUCAAGUACAUUAUAAUCAACAGGUUUAAAGGAGAAAGACUAAUGUCAGUGAAACUGGGAAAACUAAACCCUGCGGACGGUACCGUGAGCUUGAAUGCCAACACAAUCAGCAAAUAUGAGACACUGGCUCCUCUGAAAGAUUUCUGGCAGGAGAAGCAAAGAAAGCGCCAGGAGCAGCUCAAGCUGGUGUCCAGAGAGAGACAACGUGGUUUUCAUCUUAACGGACGCCACCAUCGUCCUUUUCAUUCUAAUCAUCCUAAAAGGAAAUACAAGUUCGCUAAUAGAAUUAAGGUUCAGAGGAUUCACACAGUGCAACAGACAGUCAUUGUGCAGAACUCCCUGCCCGCUGAUCAGGCCCACGGAGAUGUCACUAAAGACCAGGCCACCCCAAUGGUGGAGGAGAUAAUAGCAGCCCCGGGCAUCCCGCUCACAUUGGACAUAAACUCUAUCUCAAACAUGGUGAUAACCAAGAGUCGCUCACAAGAGAGAGAGGAGAGAGAGGGGAGGAGAUUGGGAGGAAAUAAAAUAGUUAGGAUAAGAAAAUUCAAAAGUGAGGCGAGGCUGAGAAGCCAGAAAAUGAAUGCGGCCCAAGAGCAAGAGAGGAAGAGCGUGACAAAUGAAUCGGACACCAUUGUCGCUACAGCAAACGCUGAUGAUCCGUCUGCUGGGCUAAAAGAUACAAGCAUGAGCGCCGCCACAGCAGAACUUGACUUCUCUGAUAAUGCCACCACAAUUGAAACAGACAAAGAGAAGCAAUUUGUUUCGUCCUCCGACUCCCCUGACAAAGCACCAUCCUCAGAAGAGGUCGAAACAGGCGUUUCUGUCAUCCCGGGGGGGUAUCUGCAGACCUUGCUAGAUGCUACAGACUCCUCUGGAGGUACAUCCAUCCCAUAUUUUUCCCAGCAUUCGUCCAGGCAGCAAUAUCCUGUGGGCCUAUCCCUAGAGGAGAAACAGUUUUCUUCUCUUCAACUUGCUCAAAGCUGUGUCCUCUCCCCUCCCUCAGAAUCAGAGCUUCAACAGUCUCCCCAGAAUUGUCCCAGCUUCCCCCAAAUGUGGCAUCCACAACUCUGCAACAAUCAUAACCAGAACUUUGGGCCUGAGACGCCUGAAACCCCAAUUUUACCCAACAACUUCCCGACUGUUGUCCCGUUAAACGAAAACCUGCCAGUGUCUAACUACAGCCAUGUCGACCCUGAGGGUGAACAGAUACUUUAUGAGAAGAGCUAUCUAACUGAGCCAGGGCUACAGUCUGGGGCAGAUCUGCAAGUGUGUCAGUCUACCUGUUCGGACGGCCAGGUGCAAUACCAGAGAGGGUCUCUAUGUACAGACAAUGGAAGACUCAUCAGCUAUGACUCGGUAGGCUCCUUGUCAGCCUCAAGCAAUUACAGUUCACUAAGCCUCAAAUCGUGUGAGCGAGAAGGUGAGGAGGAGGGCAGAGACAGUUUCUUAGCCCACUGCAGUCCUAAAAUGGUGAUUCAGCAGAGUGUCGAUGCCCUCACACCCCUCAGGGAGUCCUCAGACCUGCUGGACAUCUCUAACUUCACUCCUGACAAAUUUAGACACUCGUCAUUGUCGGAGCUUUCCCCGCCUGAGACGCCCAACCUCUCCCCUCAGGUCGCGGGGCGUGACAUGAAAAUACCAGCAAAUGUUGGAAAAUACCAAGAUGUAAACGAUUUGACAGUGGAGCGCAAUAGGGAUGUUAAAUGGAACUGUGACCUUAUACAGCAACAGGAGCACACAGGAAAUUCCUACACCGUAGAAGAUAGUCAGUUUCCACUGCACAAUUAUAACAACCAGGAUGUCGUGUGUGUAGAUACAAAGGAGCUGGGGGUUACGGACUUCGAUGAACAGACCGAUGAAAUGGCAGGGCCCAAAAGCAUAAAGGCAAAGAGGAAAGGCAAUUACAAACAGACAGCUGCCGGACAAAGCCCAAAGAAAGUCCGGGCCCCAAGAACCCCUAAGUCUGAAAAAGUAAAGUCUCCCAAACCGAAUUCCCGUUCCACCAAAAAGAUCAAAGCCAUGUUAGAGGGUAAAGCAGCCAAGAACCAGGCAGACGGGUGUGGUAUAGGCUUGCCUGACAGUACCAGCACCGGGGACUGGUCUGGCCCUGGUUGGUCGGAGAGCAACAGUCUCGUCGGAGAUGACCAGAGAGAGUUUGAGGAGCCCUCAAACAUUCUGUCGAACAUUGUCUCCGGCAUGGCCGAGGUCCAGAGAUUCAUGAUGGCAUCCAUUGAGCCGCUGUGGAACCCCAUGUCUGAGGCCGGUAUGCCCGCGGAGGCCAACAGCCUCAACCUGAAAACCCUGAAAAUCUUGGCAGGCACUGAGUCGGAUCUGAAGAAAAAGGGUGCCAUGCUAACAGGGGCUGGGAGAGGCAGAAAGGCCGGGGGGAAAGGAGGGAAAAACCAGGCCAAAUUCAACCCCACUCAUCCCUUAUUUCCUCAACUCGCUCUGGGCUGCGACAUGUUUGACAAACCCAACUUCAUCAACCCCGGGCCUGCGCACAAAAAGCUGUACCGUCACAAGACCAGCGCAAAGUUCCCCCGCAUUGAAACACUAAAGGGGAAGCGAGCUGAGAGAGACCCCAAUAAGGACAUAGCACUGAUGACCUCUUUUGAGAAACUGAGAAUGUGGAUGUCCUGUUGUUGCCGUCCUUCAUACACUGCCUGGCUCAUUUCAAGAGGAAAACCUACACUUAACGAGCCCUAUUUAAUCCCGAGGCAUCUUGAAAACACAAGAUGGGACCGUUUUGUAUCGAUGACAUAUCAGAUGUCCCCUUUUUCUCCCCCCCUCCAGGUCGGAAUGAUUUCCUUUAUUGAGCUUUUUUUUUUUUUUUUUUUGGGUUUGUUUUUUUUCUUCUGGAGCGGUUAUCCACAUUUCCAUUUUUACGCCUUGCAAAGUCAUUAAAGCUCCACCCCUCAGAGUAUUUUUGUCAUUGUUGUUGUACAGGGACAUGCAAUAUUUGCAAAAAAAAAAAAAAGAAAACGAAAAAAAAGAAGAGAUAAUUAUACCUUAAAAAUCAAUGUGCCAAAAGUAACAAUGCUGUGUAAAUGACCUCUUAUGUAUGUGUGAAUAUUGGCUGUUCCGAUUUUUCUAUCUACUGGAAUAUUGACUCCUUACAGAGACUUGUCACAACAGGAAUUCUUUGUUUGGGACUCUGGUCUCUCUUGUCUGAUGAAAAAGGCACCAACAGCUGGCAGUGGUGCACCACCACUCACUAAACCAAAUCAGAACCACUCUCCUUGUCCCACCCGCACACACACACACACACACACACACAUCGUUUGCCAAAUUCAAUUUACCUCAACAUCGCCUGGCGCUGGAAAAGCGACGAGGAGAGAGACAAAGGGGAAAUGUGCUCUGAAGGCUCCUGCAGAGGAAGAGAAAGGACAAGAUGAGGCAUUGGAACAAGCUUUCUGUGGACCACGGAGAAUGUAGUACAGAUGUUUGAGGCGCGGCGAGGAAACGAUUCGAAAAAAACAACAAAAAACUGUUUUGGGCAGUUUGUCACACACAGAGAUUCAAGAUGCACGCGUACGGUCCUGAAUGCGGCAUUUCUUUUUUGCAGUUAAUGUGAAUGUGAACGCAGUUUUCGGUACAAAUGGAAUCGCCAAUCUUGUAAAUGAAGGAAAAGCAUGUCUUUUCAUUACGUUUAACCAAUCAAAAAUAUUGACUAAUCAUCUCACUCUUGUUUAGUUUGCACCACGUGCUUACAACUCUGUGAUUUCUGUUUUUUUGGGUUUUUUCCCCCCCCCCUCCAUAAUACUUUUGUUGUUUUCAGUUGUUUGGCAGAACCCCGAUAUCACAUUAGUGCACAAUUUAAUAAUAAUGAAAAAGAAGAAGAAGAAGCAUAUUUAUACUUUUUUAUUAACUACUCAUUUGUGAAUGAACAUCAAGAAUUGAACCUACAAUCAAACAGUGACAAAUAGCUGCAAAAAGAUAAUUUUAUAUACGUGCAAAGUUGCAGCUUCUUUUACAGAAUAACACACACACGGCCUGCAUUUGUGUUGAUUUCUUCUUUAAGCCAACGGAUGCAGACGUUUGACUUAAAAACAGGCCUUGUCACUCCAAAAAAAAAAAAAUCUGGCACAAGCAUGAUGGUAAUAAGACUCAAAAUCAAACAUGUUUUUUUUUUUUGUAUUAUUUUCCCUCUGCCAUGAUCCUGCAUUGCUUAUUUCCAAUAUAUCAGGGUUAGGACCAAGACGAGCUGCUGAUGGGAAGCUCCACUUGGGGUGUGAACCCAUUUAGUCUGCCUUCUCUCAUUUCUGCCUAUUGUCAAAUUGAAUGUACUUAACCUGAGUUUUUUUAUUUUCUUUUAUUAUUAUUCUGUUUUGAAAAUGUGCCACUGUUGAGCUGCCUCAUUUUAACGGUGCUAAGAAAGCUGACUUUUUUUUUUUUUACGUUGUCGUUCUGAUUUGUUUUCCCAUGCGUUAACAAAACAAAACAAAAAAAUGCAAACAAGAUUAGGUUCCUAAUCCUCCUUAUGAAUGUAUAUUAUAAUGUUACGUUUGAUGUAUUCACUUCAUGAUUCUUUGACAUUGAUUGGAAUUAAUUUUGCUCUUUUCAUUAAAAGAUCGCCAAGCUUUAUAUAUACUGUCUAGAGUUGUUACCAGAAGGAAUCUUACUGAACUCUUGACACAACAAAAUCUUGUAUAUUUUUUGUGUGCCAAUUUGUAACAUAUUUUGUAAGUGUAUAUUUUUCUUAGAAAGUGCUGUGAAGUAUUUGUGUGUGUGUGUGUGUGAGUAACCUUUUAUGCGCCUCGAUGGGCAGUGGAAAGGAUAUACGAUGACACGUUUCUGGUUUUAAAAACCAAAAUAUGAAAGUAUCAACAAAAAACUAGAACUAUUUACAUUUUGUUGGGAGUUUUUUUUUUUGUAAUAAGACCAUGAUCUUGUUGUGAGAGUGUUGUGUUACUGUGUAAAACACAAAUAAGCAAAUAAAAAAAAAAAAGAAAACCUGGGGAAAAAAAAAUAUAAUUUGUGAACAAUUUGCUGUUUUAUAGAUUUUCAUGUCAAUUAUUUGAGUAUUAUUUGUUUUUUUUUUGUUUUGUUUUUUUGUUGUAACUGUUGCAAAGGUUUUAAAUAUUUGUGAUCAAGCCUGUAUGGUGAUAAUGUAAUAUUGGUAACUUGCUGAGUUUUGUAAUAAUGUUUAUGGAGUAAAUAUACAAAUUAAAAUAAGAUUUUGAAUGCUGCUUUCUGAA
Molecule: messenger RNA, 7886 nt
Organism: Nerophis ophidion (straightnose pipefish)
Lineage: Eukaryota; Metazoa; Chordata; Actinopteri; Syngnathiformes; Syngnathidae
Gene: nexmifb
Product: neurite extension and migration factor b
Exons: 6
Coding region: 1039-5592 (1517 amino acids)
Biological process (GO): negative regulation of cell-matrix adhesion; negative regulation of neuron migration; negative regulation of cell-cell adhesion mediated by cadherin
Cellular component (GO): nucleus
Source: RefSeq, a predicted model, not a curated record